AUACUGCAAAAAUAUUUUAUUCCAAAUUAGGUAAUAACUAUUAAAUCAAUAAUGGCUUACAUUUCAGAUCUUAUCAAGAAAAAUAACGUUUUAAAUCUUAACCCUCCAAAUGAUGUUUCAAUUCACAUCACUCAACAUGGUUCUGAUUGGUUAUGGACUUGUUUUGCAAUUUAUUCUUUAAGUAUUCUUGUUCAUGUUGGAUUUUUCUUUUUAACAAAGAGAAAGACUCAAGUUUUUAAAAGAACUUUAUUAGGUUUCCCAAUUUAUAUUCAUGCUGUUUUAGCUUUUGCUUAUUUCACUAUGGCCUCUAACUUAGGUUAUGCCCCAAUGACAACUGAAUUCAAUCAUGCUGAUAUUAAUAAUGAUAUGGUUGUUGGUGAUGAUAUUAGACAAUUAUUCUAUGCUAGAUAUAUUGCCUGGUUUGUCGCUUGGCCAAUGGUUUUAACUACUAUUGAAUUAUCUAAUCAUAUUGUUGAUUUCAAUACCGCUGAUACUGAUUUAUUUACCAAGAUUUUCUCAUUUGCUGGUAAUUUGUUCCUUAAAAUCAUUGGUACUGAAUUAUUUGUUAUUGGUUAUUUAGUGGGUAUGUUUAUUCAUUCUACUUAUAAAUGGGGUUACUUUGUUUUCGGUACUGUUGGAUUAUUAUUCAGUGCUUAUUUAGUUGGUUAUAAUACUUUUAUUAAUACUAUUGGUGAUUUAAGAGCUGGUAGAUUACAAGCUGGUGUCAUUGGAUUUUAUUUAAUCACUUGGAUUUUAUAUCCAAUUGCUUGGGGUUUAAGUGAAGGUGGUAACUAUAUUCAACCAGAUUCAGAAGCUGUCUUUUACGGUAUUUUAGAUUUAGUUGUCUUUUUAGUUGUUCCAACUGCUUUAUCUUGGGGUUUAAUUAGAGAUGUUAAUGAAGAAUUCUUUAAAAAUGUCGUUGGUUACGAUAUGAGAACUGAUCAAGAAAAGAUUAUUGAAACUCCAAGACAUUCAGGUGAUACUGCCGUUCCUCCAAUGGGUGUUCCAACCACUGAAGAAGCUUAAUCUUGUUAAGUUUUAUUUCGGUUGACUAAAGACUUUUUUUAGUCUCUUUUUUUAAUUUAUUUGCUAUUUGCUAUUUAUUAUUUCAAGUUUAACUUUUAUACUGAUGUUUUAUAUCUCCCCCUUUUUAAUUAAUUUAAUUUUUUCCAUUUCCUCUAAUAUCUCUAUCAGUCCCUAAAUGUUUUCCUUUUAAUUUACGAUCAUUCUUUAAUAUAUUUAUCGUUAAUA
Molecule: messenger RNA, 1251 nt
Organism: Scheffersomyces coipomensis
Lineage: Eukaryota; Fungi; Ascomycota; Pichiomycetes; Serinales; Debaryomycetaceae
Gene: HSP30
Product: Hsp30p
Exons: 1
Coding region: 52-1026 (324 amino acids)
Cellular component (GO): plasma membrane; endoplasmic reticulum
Source: RefSeq, a predicted model, not a curated record